AUUGAAUUAUCCCUUCGAUUGUCGGCCUUUGUUUUACUUAUUAUUCGUUUCAAAACGCGAGCAACACGACACAUUAUAGCAAUUUUACAGUAACGAUCCUUUCAGAAACAUUUACAAUACCACGCGUGAAGACCCGGUCUACGUAUCAUUCUAAGGGCGUUUUUCACGUUUUUCUAGAUAUCUUUUUCGAAAACAUCCACACAACUUUAACCCGAAUACUUUGGUCUUUUAAACGCGCGUGAUCUAGUUAAAAGCAGGUCGUUCACAACUAAGGGUAUAUUCUUGGAUCCAAUACUGAACGAGAGGGACUGGAACGUAUUAACACGCGUUUUCUAAAAAAAAAUUAACACUGACAUUUAUACCUGCAACAAAAACAUGGAACGAAGUUACCGGUGGCUCACGGCUAUUGUCCAAGCUACGAAAGUUUGCAUCGACGACGAAUCCUAAAUCUAUUUGAUUUUAAAUAGCAUGGGAACUGUUCAAGAGUGAGAUCAAAAUCAAAAGAAAUCUCGAGUUGAGCUGGAGUGUUUUGUUUUUUGGUGAGCAACGUUAGAUUGAGGGCGACAAAACUAUCGAAGCAUCUUUGUUGCCGCGUCAAUGGCUUCAUCCGCUUCCCCACGUGGUACACAAAGUGAAUUUAACUUCAGCGAUGUGGGACUGAGAGAAGAUUUUUCGGUAGAAGACGAGUAUAUUUACGAUGAUUAUGACACGGAACCGCUCCUUAGUUCCCAGGCGGACAUGGAGCUUUCUCGGCAAGAAGUUUCUCGACAUUUUGGCGGAAAUAGAUAUUCACUUCUGAAGCGCGACGAAGCGGAAACAAACACAAUAAUACCAACAAAAUGGAGAUCCAGACGUUGUGUAAUGAGAAUUUUUGUUGUUCUAUUGUCAUGUGGAUUUGGAGCCAUGUGCGGAUACUUUAUAUCUAGAGAGUACAUUCCCGCUUGCAAAGUCGCACUGUUAUCUCAUGGGGGUUUACAAAAUAACAUGUCCGAGCCAUCCGUGCUUGAAAGUCUCCACAUGCAAAUAAUUAAUCGAAUUUCAAGUAGAAAUAUAGAGGGAUUUUUAAGAUAUCUCACAAAGGCACCUCACCCAGGUGGCUCGCCAUUUAGCAACGAACAAGCAGAGCACAUCAAAAAGAAGUGGGAAGAAUUUGGACUUGACAAAGUUGAAAUGAAGAAAUAUGAAGUGCUUCUUUCGUAUCCAGAGACCCCCGGAAUAGCAUCCAUUAAAUCAGGAGAUGGAUCAACUUUGUUUACAGCUCAGAGGAAGGAGAAAGUUCUAGAAUCAUCAGAGAAUGAUUCAAAUGUACUGCCACCAUUUAAUGCUUACUCAAGCAGUGGAAAUGUUACGGCCCACCUGGUGUACGUAAAUUACGCGAUGGUGGAGGAUUUUAUGAAGCUCAAAGAAAUGAACAUCAGCGUUGCUGGUCAUAUUGUCAUAGCCAAAUAUGGAAAGAUUUACAGAGGCGAUAAAGCCAGGAUUGCGGCAGACGAAGGUGCCAUUGGAUUGAUCUUGUACACAGACCCUGUUGAUUACAGUCCUGAAGGUGUCGACUUUACCUACCCGAAGAGCUGGUGGCUACCCCCCUCGGGGGUACAAAGAGGAACACUCCUGAAUUUCGAGCAAGGAGAUCCACUCACCCCAGGGUAUCCUGCUAGAGAUGACAUCUACAGAAUGCCGGAAGACAAACUUCACCUUCCCAGCAUUCCAGUGUACCCGGUGUCGUAUGAGGACGCCGCUCAUUUCUUGAAAUUACUAACAGUAAACGAAGCUCCUAAAGACUGGCAAGGGGGACUGGAAAUUAGGUAUAACAUCACCAUGGCAACAGAUGAUAAAAGAAAUGUCAGCCUCGACAUCAAAAUGAAGUUGGAAAAAACACCUGCAUACAAUGUUAUCGGUACAAUUACUGGCCGAGAGGAACCUGAUCGUCUAGUGUUGCUGGGAAGUCACAGAGACGCUUGGACCUUUGGCGCCGCCGAUGCAUCCAGCGGUACCGCCGCCCUGAUAGAAAUUUCCAAGAAAUUGGGAGAAAUGAAGGCUGAAGGAUGGAAGCCUCGCAGGACCAUAGUGCUUUGCAGCUGGGGAGUAGAGGAAUAUGGUAUGCUUGGCUCCACUGAAUGGGCUGAGGACUUUGCCAAUCUCCUCUCUAACCGAGCUGUUGUCUAUCUCAAUGUAGACGUUGCUGUGAAAGGAAAUUAUACUUUGAGGGUCCAAUCAAGUCCUCUGUUGGAAUUUGCUUUUAUGGAGGCAACUAAAAAGAUUCAAGCUCCAGGGUCAAAAGACUCUGAAGAGACGCUUUAUGAAGACUGGAAGAACAAGCUCCCCGAUAAAAAAGAUUCUAACUUGCCCACUGUGACCAAAGUAGGAUCCGGAAGUGACCACACCACUGUCUACUUCAGGCUGGGAAUACCUUCAGUCUACUUCGAGUAUACUUAUAACAAGAAAAAGUGGAGCGUCUCCAACUACCCAGUCUACCACAGCGUGCACGACACAUUUCACUGGAUGAAGACGUUUGUUGAUCGCGAUUUUGAGUAUCAUCGCGCAGUGGCUCAGCUAUGGCUUCAGAUCAGUCUGACUCUGGCUGAUCAGCCAUUGAUUCCCUUCAACUGCAUAAAGUAUGCUGACAGGUUGACUUUUUAUGCUAAGGACAUCAACAAUAAAUACGAGAACAUACUGACGCAGCAGAAUAUUACUCUCGAUCAUUUCAUGUCCGCCGUGAAAAACUUUAGCAACGCUGCCUCCACAUUCAAUGGCUGGUUGAAUUCUGUGGAUCAAAAUGAUCCUCUAGCCCUGCGAAUAGCCAAUGAUCGUCUAAUGCAGAUAGAAAGAGCUUUCAUCAACCCCCAAGGACUGCCGGGAAGGCCUUACAUGCGUCACGUACUUUUUGCUCCCAGUGCCCACAACGCGUACGCCGGGAGUAGUUUUCCAGGACUGGUUGAUGCUCUGUACUCUGUGCAAUACCUAAAAGAGGAAGACUGGGAACUGGUCAAGAAGGAGUUGUCCGUUGCAACGUUUUAUAUCCAGUCUGCUACUAAUGUUAUGCUCUUUGAAUCUCUGUGACUGAUACAAGAAGCUCACUGGCU
This is a messenger RNA of Orbicella faveolata, 3083 nucleotides long. Its product is annotated as putative N-acetylated-alpha-linked acidic dipeptidase. The record is from RefSeq and is a predicted model, not a curated record. Gene Ontology annotation, molecular function: carboxypeptidase activity. Lineage: Eukaryota; Metazoa; Cnidaria; Anthozoa; Scleractinia; Merulinidae.